AAAUAGUUUCCAGCAUUUGACCACCAAAACUUCUGCUGCCUCCGUCGCUGAUUUUGCCUAUUUCUGCACUGUAAGAUUAUAAAACAUAAAUUAUUGACGGUGUUAAAUUGAAUAUUUAGACAUAAGCAUCGAAACGGAACUAAAAAAAAAAUAGUUAUUUUAAUUCCGUUCCGGAUCUGGAGCCAGAACGGAAAACCGUUUUGCUGAGCCCUGGUUUACAAUGAAUUAAAUCUCAAAUGCUGGCUUCGUUGUUUGGGGCCCGAGAGUGCCGGGCCCUCCUUAGGGCCAGGAACCUCAUGCAGAUGGCGACAAAAAUGUAUAGCCAUAUCAAAAAAUCUGCGGCUUCCAAUAAAUCCUUCACUAUGGCGGAGGUCAAAAUGGAGAUGUUAAAGCGGUUUGGCAUAGAACCAGGCUACACUCAGCAUCCAAAAUCUAGGGAUUACCUCCUUGCUUACCAACCUAAAUUGGAGGAGCUACCAGCACGAACUAUGCAGGAUUCCUUUACCUCGGCCAUCAUCCCUUUAAGCUCGAAUCCCGUGCUGCAGGACAUGUACAUCAAUUAUACUGGCUCCGUGCGCUUUGGUCGGCUCCUGGAGGACAUGGACUUCUUUGCUGCUUGGUGCUGUCACAAGCACCUGAAACUGCCCAAUCUGCCGGAGGGUGUGCCUCUGCCUUUGUCUAUUGUGACCAUCCUGGUGGACCGCAUCGAUUUUAGCGAUGUUCAGGCGUCUGGUACCCAGGACAUCCGUCUAUCUGGUCACGUCUCCUGGGUGGGGACUAGUUCCAUGGAGGUGGUGGUGUGGCUGGAGCAGAUGGUCGAAGAAAAGUACCAAAAAAUUACGCGGGCUCUGUUUCUGAUGGGGGCUAGAAACGCCACCAACACGGCUUCGGCUCCUGUAAAUCCCAUACAGCCAGCCAAUGAGGAGGAAAAGGUGAUCCUGGCGAGCGGUGCAGAUAGAAAGAAGCAACGACAGAUACUGAACGCCCAGUCCGUCUUCAAGUUGGAACCUAAUGCCCAGGAGGAGUCGCUAAUGUACGAGCUUUACAAGAGGACCACUGCACGCAACACUUUGGAGCUGAACAAGCGCAUCCUGCCACCCAACUGCCGCUGGAUGGAGGACUCCUUUCAGAUGAGCACGAUUCCCUCGUUUCCGGAACACAGGAAUAACCAUAACCGGGUCUUCGGAGGCUUUCUUAUGAGAAGUGCCCUGGAGAUUAGCUGGGCAGCCGCAUUUCUGUACUGCAAGAGUCGACCCAAGCUGGAGCACAUCUCGGACAUAAGUUUCGAGAAGCCCGUGAGCGUAGAUAGUUUCAUUAGGAUGACUGCCUAUGUGGUGUACACCAAGAUGAACUGCGUCCAGAUUAUGGCCGUUGCUGAUGUGCUGGACCCGGAAACCGGCAGCCAGGUGACCACCAGCGCGUUCAAUUACACUUUCUCAGCUCCGGAUGCGGCUUCAGUCGCUGAGGUGAUUCCUCGAACCUACAACGAGACCAUGUGGUACAUCCAUGGCCGCCGGAUAUUUAAUGCCAACAGGGCUUUGAAGUCGUAGGACUUUGAUAGGUAAACAAAAUUGAUUUAAGUUUCCAAUAAUAAGGCAUACAAUUUUUAAAUUACUUAAAGCGAAACUAUAAUGAAAUAUCAAAAUUAGUAACAGUAAUUAAUAAACAAUUUUUUUACAAGGUUUGGUUUAGGAAAUUAAAAAAUGUUUCAAUUUUAAUUUUGGGUUUGCUUUUGAUGGCAAAUGUUGAACUCUCUUAUUUAAGACACGGAAGGUGACCCCGAUUCAGUAUUAUUGAACUUAGCUAUACCCGAGAACUCUAGAAAUGAAAUCAAUGUUUAGUUGAAUUCCCUAUCAAGCUCUUAGUUAAUCCCUGGUUUUUAUUUGGAAAGCGGUCUACUUGUACAUGCACAAUUUCGUGGAGAUCAUGACCAUUCCCAAUGUUCUGG
Molecule: messenger RNA, 1948 nt
Organism: Drosophila rhopaloa
Lineage: Eukaryota; Metazoa; Arthropoda; Insecta; Diptera; Drosophilidae
Product: acyl-coenzyme A thioesterase 9, mitochondrial-like
Exons: 4
Coding region: 237-1550 (437 amino acids)
Biological process (GO): acyl-CoA metabolic process
Cellular component (GO): mitochondrion
Molecular function (GO): fatty acyl-CoA hydrolase activity
Source: RefSeq, a predicted model, not a curated record